Drosophila willistoni is the source of this 200-nucleotide messenger RNA. RefSeq lists its product as uncharacterized. Lineage: Eukaryota; Metazoa; Arthropoda; Insecta; Diptera; Drosophilidae. The record is from RefSeq and is a predicted model, not a curated record. The coding region runs from base 9 to 200 and encodes 63 amino acids. The transcript has 2 exons.
CUUGAAAAAUGUUGCAGGAACUACCCAAACCGAAACCGAAACCUGCUGUGGCCUAUGCCCUGAAACGUCGAAAUGAUAAAUUUGUGGUCGAAUGCAUUGUCGAGGGCAUAGUGAAUCCUGCCUAUGAGCCAGAUUUGGAUGGUGAUACUGUGGUCGAAUUAGCCACUCAACGAUUUAAGCAAACUAAAUGGCAAUACUGA